UUUGUUCUUCUCUGAUAUAUCAACAGGUUCUUGCAAUGGUGAACAAAAAGCCUACCAUGGGUCGCCAAAAGAUUAAGAUUGAAAAAAUAGCCAAGAAAAGUCAUCUGCAAGUCACCUUCUCUAAGCGACGAGCCGGUCUUUUCAAGAAGGCUAGUGAACUUAGCACGCUUUGUGGAGUUGACAUAGCAAUGAUAGUUUUCUCCCCAGCUCAAAAGGCCUUUUCCUUUGGCCACCCCAGUGUUGAUUCCAUGAUGCAUCGGUUUCUCACCGGAAGCCCUCCUCCUCCUCCUCCAAGUUCUGGCCUGCACCAGCUCAUUGAAACGCGUCGAGAUGCUAAUGUCCAUGAGCAAAAUAUGCAGUUAGCUCAGAUUCUUAAUCAACUAGAGGCCGAAAAGAAGAAUGGAGAAGUACUUGACCAAAUGAGGAAAGUCAAUAGAAGCCAAUGUUGCUGGGAAGCUCCUAUUGAAGAGCUUGAAUUGCACGAGCUUGAACAGUUGAGAGGUGCUUUGGAGGAGCUAAAGAAGACCGUAGCAAAACAAGUGAACAAUAUUUUGAUCCAGUCCACCAGUUCUUUGCCCUUUUUGGCAGUGAAUGGUGUUGGAGAAGUUGGAAAUCUUGGGACCAAACUAGAGAUUGAUAAUGCUUCGGCUGCUCUUCAUUUCAACAAUUUUGCUUAUGCACAGAAGAUUUGUUGAGCCUUGAUGAAGGUCUCUUAUUUUUCCCCUUCAUUCUAUCAUUGACUAAUGUCUCGUUAGCAGUUCUGUGUACAACCACCUCUGCGGAUUUACACAUUGCAACAACUUGUUGAUUAUUUUAGAAACCGCGUUUGCUAUUCCUGGUUUAUAUUUAUC
Molecule: messenger RNA, 851 nt
Organism: Populus trichocarpa (black cottonwood)
Lineage: Eukaryota; Viridiplantae; Streptophyta; Magnoliopsida; Malpighiales; Salicaceae
Product: agamous-like MADS-box protein AGL62
Exons: 1
Coding region: 36-695 (219 amino acids)
Biological process (GO): regulation of transcription by RNA polymerase II
Molecular function (GO): protein dimerization activity; DNA-binding transcription factor activity, RNA polymerase II-specific; RNA polymerase II cis-regulatory region sequence-specific DNA binding
Source: RefSeq, a predicted model, not a curated record